Rhopilema esculentum is the source of this 4240-nucleotide messenger RNA. The record is from RefSeq and is a predicted model, not a curated record. Lineage: Eukaryota; Metazoa; Cnidaria; Scyphozoa; Rhizostomeae; Rhizostomatidae.
UAUGUCUUUAUGCAAGCGUUUCACGUUGUUGGCCAUCUCGGGCGCCAUUAGGAUACAAUUCGAAACUUCUUCGUAACAUUCACAGUUAACUUUCUACAAGAUGGGUGACAGCGACGAUGAAUAUGAUAGGAGAAGAGUCCGAGAUAAGUUUAGAGGUGAAAGAAGUGAAUACGAGCAACGACGGCCUCGGGGGGAAUACAGAGAUCGCCGUGAUUGGGGAGAUAGAAGAGGACGAGACAGCUGGAGUGGCGGGAGAGACCAAGGCUGGGAUCGGAAAAGAGGUGGACAAUAUUAUGGAAGACCAAGAAGGGAUAGUGAAGGUGGUGAUGGACAAAUUAGUCCACCAUUGAAGCGAAAUCGAAGGGACUGGGAUUCUUCAUAUGAGAAGAAUUUCAGCUCUGGAGUGAUGCCUUCCCCAGGAUUGUGGAGUGGUGGAAGAGGCCCCCUUAUGCAGCACCAGAGUGGCGAUUCUGGCAAGCAAGGAAUUUCUGAGUCUGGUGGUGAUUUCAAAAGCUCUCAACCUCCAAAAAUGAUGACAUUCAAGAGCUUUUUAAUUGCCCAGGAAGAAAAUAUCGAUGAAAUGGAGGCUGUCAGAAGGUUUCAAGAAUACAAGACUGAAUUUAAAAGAACGCAGCUCAGUGAUUUCUUUGUGACACACAAAGAUGAAGAAUGGUUUAAAAAUAAAUACCACCCGAUUGACUCUAAGAAUCAAGCGAAAGAGAAGCGUAAUGCUGUCAAAAAGAGGCUGCAGAUAUUUCUUGAUAUGCUCGAAUCUGGGCAAAUGGGUGAUAUCACACUUGACGGUGGCCACUCGGACGCGAUUAUGAAACUGCUCGACUCAGUCGCAAUACGACUUGAAGAAGGAGCAUCAGAUGACCUUGAGGACAAAAAGUCAAACUCUGAUGAUGGCAAAGACUCUUCUGCUGAAGAGCCGAAAGAAUCGAAGGAGGCUGAAUCUAAGCAGGAGCAAAUCGAAAACGAAGAAGAUGAGCCAUUGUCUCCUUCGAAAGUUCCACUGCCUUCAAAACCCCCGCCAGAAUCGCAAGAUAAGGGUAAUGACCACUCAUCUGAAUCCGAAUCCGAGGCUGAACCACGUCCUCCAGGAGAAGACCCUGUGGACUUCAAUAAAGUUGAAGAGGAAAAUGAAAAUGGAACGGUUGAAACAGUGAAGUCGUCUCGGGAUGAACCUGAAGAUGAGGGAGAAGCAGACCCAGGUCCACCAGGAGUGGACCAAUAUGAGUCCAAGGCCGAAAGCGAAGGAAGGAAUAUUUCUGAUGAUAGUGGAAACGAGAGCGAACGCAAGCGAGACAAAGAAAACAGCAACAACCUUGACGCGAACCAUGAAGUGGUGGAAAAUGAUGAGGAGAAAAAGGAAAUUAGCGCUGCACCGUCAGAAGGUGAAUCUGGCAAAGAGAAGAAGGAUGUGCAUGAAAAGGAAGCGAAGUCUGGGAAGCGAGACUGGGACAAAAAGAAACGGAAGGGGCUUGGUGCUUUUGUGUCGGAAUUGGGUGGCGAAGGAAAUGACGACUCAGAUUCUGAUUCAGAGUCUGAAUCAGACGAGGAUGAAGAAGACGUAGAGGAGAAGGCGGAGGAACAGCUGGAGGUUGCUAAGCAGCAAAGUGAGAGUGUAGGGGACAAAAGGAACGAGUCAACGGAAAUUGACGAAAGCAAGGAUACAGAGCAAGAAGCACGGGAGUCCCACAAAACCCUGUCCCUAUAUAUGAGGAGUGUCCCACCGAAUAUUUCAAAGGCUGACAUCGCUGCGGUGAGUAAGAAUAUAUUUUUUUGCAAACGCCUGGUAACACCCAAUAGUAUUUCACUUGUACACUGUACAUUCCUUAUAUCCACAAAUGGCCUUUGCACUAGAACAAUUCUGCAUUUAAUACCCAGAUUUGAUUUCAUGUUUGGUGAUAAUUGCUUGUAUUUAGUUGAAACAGUGAAGUCGUCUCGGGAUGAACCUGAAGAUGAGGGAGAAGCAGACCCAGGUCCACCAGGAGUGGACCAAUAUGAGUCCAAGGCCGAAAGCGAAGGAAGGAAUAUUUCUGAUGAUAGUGGAAACGAGAGCGAACGCAAGCGAGACAAAGAAAACAGCAACAACCUUGACGCGAACCAUGAAGUGGUGGAAAAUGAUGAGGAGAAAAAGGAAAUUAGCGCUGCACCGUCAGAAGGUGAAUCUGGCAAAGAGAAGAAGGAUGUGCAUGAAAAGGAAGCGAAGUCUGGGAAGCGAGACUGGGACAAAAAGAAACGGAAGGGGCUUGGUGCUUUUGUGUCGGAAUUGGGUGGCGAAGGAAAUGACGACUCAGAUUCUGAUUCAGAGUCUGAAUCAGACGAGGAUGAAGAAGACGUAGAGGAGAAGGCGGAGGAACAGCUGGAGGUUGCUAAGCAGCAAAGUGAGAGUGUAGGGGACAAAAGGAACGAGUCAACGGAAAUUGACGAAAGCAAGGAUACAGAGCAAGAAGCACGGGAGUCCCACAAAACCCUGUCCCUAUAUAUGAGGAGUGUCCCACCGAAUAUUUCAAAGGCUGACAUCGCUGCGGUAUGCAAACGCUAUCCAGGAUACCUUCGAGUCGCUCUUUCUGAUCCAAGUCCCGAGAGAGGCUUCUGUCGCCGUGGAUGGGUAACUUUCGAAAACAGUAUAAAUAUUAAAGACAUUUGCUGGAACCUCAGUAAUAUUAGGAUCAAAGACUGUGAACUCAUACCUGUUGUGAAUCGAGACUUGCUGAAACGAAUUCGCCCGAUAUCAGGCAUCACUCUUUGCAAUAAAGUCGUUCGCUUUGAUAUAUAUUUCUCAACAAAAUUGAUUAAAGCAUUAGAUGAAAAGAUUGCAUUAUAUUCGAAAGAUGCAGAUGACGAAGAAAAGGACCAGAGCUCAAUGGAUAUUGAAGAGCAAGAAAAGGAGGAAAAUGGCGAAGGUAAAGAGCACAGUGCGGAGCCAGGGGAAGUUGACGCGCGAAAGUCCAAAACCGUAGAUCGACCAUUACCAGUCGAAAAUCCGCUGCUAACAGAGCUUCCAGAGGUAGUUAAAGAGCUUGAAGCUGUUGAUCAUGUGUCUGCUGAUGCAAAGGACGGUGGAGAUCUAAAGCAAGAAGAUCUUGACUUUGCCUGCGAUGAGCAACUGAUAAAGACACUUGACAAGCUGCUGAUGUAUUUGCGAGUUGUCCAUUCGGUUGAUUAUUAUAACGGGACAGAUUACCCAUACGAAGAUGAAAUGCCAAAUCGAUGUGGCAUUCUUCACGUUCGAGGAGAUUUGCCUGAAAAAGCAACUAAUUCGGAAGUGGCAGAAUGGAAAGCGAGCGUGGAACAAAAAUUAGGCCAUUUUUUGGAAAGUGUAGAAGAACGUCUAAACGAUGAGGAAAUUCAGAAGCUUGGAAAGAAAAACUCGAAAGAAUAUCCUUUCAUUUAUGAAGUUGAGAAUUUCAUCAGUGCAAAUACGCAAGAGCUAGCGAAAGAGAAAUGGCUGUGUCCAUUAAGUGGGAAAAAGUUCAGGGCAAAAGACUUUGUUGUGAAACAUAUACACAACAAACAUGGCGAUAAGCUUGAGGCGGUCCGACUGGAGGUGGAAUUUUUCAAUAACUACCUAGCUGAUCCAAAAAGACCACACAUCCCAGAGUCAAGUCCAAGUAGACAAGGUGGAGGCGCACAGUCCGGUCAAAGUAGUUACCAGCAAUCGACUGGGCACCAGUUGGGAUGGAAUCCUCGAGGACCUGUCAUGAUGUAUGGGGGCCCACGUGUUCCCUUAACACCGCCUAAUUAUGGAGGAAACUUUGCUGGUGGCCCUGACGUCUACGGAAGGGGAGGAACAUACCCCUCUAAAGUUAGCAGGAACGCGAUGAUGCCAAGAGACUCGAGAAAACCCGUUCAUUACAAAGAUCUAGAUGCACCAGAUGAUAUGGACUUUUUUUAAAACAAAAGGAAUCGUGAAGAUUCUUUACAGUAUGUUAAUUUUUGGCAUUCUCAUCUCCAGCUAAAAAAUAGUUUAUUAUCGAAGCCUGCAUGCCUGUUCAAUAGAAUCCAACAAUCUGAUAGAGAAACAGCCCUUUGGCUUGCCAGUCAGAGACAAUGACUUUGGCAGUACAUUGAUGUACCACUGAUUUUCUUCCUUGGUCAUUUGAAUAUCGAAAUCGUAAGAUUCAUUUGUCUAUUCGAUUAAAGUUUCAGUCUUUUUGUAUACAAUGUGAGCGUUUAUCUUUGCCCGUUAAGUUGCUUACCUUGUGUUUAUUACAUAAUGAAUUCUCUGAAA